UAAAAUUUAAAAUUCUAAAUUUUUGGCUUUUUACAAACUUUUUGUUAAACAGAAAUAUUUAGUUUUAAUGCUUGUGGUUCAAUUUCGUAGCUGAAUUCUUACAAAUUGGCAAUGCCAAAACAUCCGAAGGUUUGCAUCAUUGGUGCAGAAGGCUGGGGCUCUGCAAUCGCCACUUCUGUGUGUAAAAAUGUCGUCGAUGGCGAAUUUGACACCCGAGUGCACAUAUAUGUAUACGAUGAGCUUGUUCGAAGCAAUUACCUUUCUGAGGUAAUGAAUGAACAGCACGAGAAUAUUAAAUACCUGCCUGGAAUAAGACUGCCAUCAAACUUGAUUGCCAUCAAUGACCUGAUUGCCGCCGCACGAAAUGCUGAUAUUUUAAUAUUUGCUACGCCGCAUAGCUUUGUAAAAUCAUACUGUAAUAUAUUAGCUGGCAAUGUAAAAAGCACUGCUUUUGCCAUCUCGUUAACCAAGGGUUUGGAGCAUAGAGAUGGCGAAAUCGAACUUUAUUCACAUACAAUUACCCACCUGUUGGGGAUACCAUGCUAUUCAAUGAUGAAUGCUAACAGUGCCAUGGAAAUGGCACAGGGAAAGCUCUGCGAAAUUACUAUUGGCUGCAACAAUGAUGCACAUGCGAAUCAAUUGAAUUAUCUGUUACAGACCGAAAAUUGUAUGGUGUUUACCAUUGAUGAUGUUGAUGGAGUGGAACUAUGUAAUACACUGAAGGAUUUAGUUGCGCUAAGUGCCGGCUUUAUUGAUGGCUUGCACCUGGGCGAAAAUGCCAGAAUCGCUUGCCUUCAUCUGGGCUUAAAGGAAAUGAUGCGAUUUAUCACGAAUUGCAAUCCAACUACCAAUGUGACUACAUUUUUGGAAAGCUGUGGCUUAGCAAAUUCGGUUGCUUCUGCGUAUGGUGAUAAAAACGUUACCUUUGCUAAGAACUUUGUUACCUCACAAAAAACUACACAAGAAAUUGAAGCAAGUCUUUUGAAUGGUCGCAAAUUGCUUGGUCCCAUUAUUGCUGGGGAGAUCUUUGCGUAUUUAGAUAACGAAGAUUUGCACGACAUAUAUCCAUUGUUUUCAAUAAUACAUCGUAUUUGUCAGAAGGAGGUACCUCCACAAGCCAUUGUAGAUACCCUCCGUAAUCAUCCGGACUUGCGCAAUUUCUCGGUCACCCAAUUCCAAAAAGAUGAGAGUCCGGUAUCCAUAUGCACAGACGGUAUUCUUGAGAAUAUAGCUGAUACAGUUCCCGAGUACACAACUGCUUCGUUAAAUGGCACUACUUUUGAUCAGGUGGAUAAUGAAGAAAUUUAUUGUGAUGCUGAAGACGAGAAGCAAGGCUUUUGGAAACCAUAUUUUCAAUAUUUUCAUACUGAAAGCAAUUCUAAGAAGUUAGAAGAGUUUCUUGAUAAGUCGCAGACCGCAACUGGAGCUAUUGAUGAACCCAAGCCUGACAGUGGUGGCGUAGAAUUUUCCUUUGAAAUGGGCUCAGAUAAGGAUAAGCCAGAAAUUUGUUUUGAGAUUAAAGAAUCUAUGGUGUGUCCAUCGUUUGCGGCAAGCGUGAUAACAGAGCCUGACAACGUCCUAGUCAGCUCACAAUUAAUUCCCAAUGAUAACGCAAAUGAUGAAAAGUCUGAUUUCAUUAUGGAAUCGCGGUUACAGCCGAUCGUAAUGUCACAGUCAGGCGAGAAUAAAACUGGGGCAAAACAUUCGGCUGCUGUCGGCUUAAAUGAGAUCAUUGAACGGCAUGUGAGGCCCUUAAAUGAAAAAUAUAAGGCAUUAAGGGUGAGGGUGAAGAGUAAAAAUGAAAAUUCCGAUCAGAAUAAAGACGCAAAACAAAAAACAAAGGCCCAAAAUGAGAGCUGUGCGGAGGAUGCUAAGCAGGCUGAUUCAGUCACUGAGAGUCAAGAGGAGCAGAAAAAUGAAACGACAGAAUCAGCGAAUUCAAAAAAAUGUGAAAAAGAGCAAAUACUAUAUGAACAGGAUUCUACGUUCAAAAUGCGACUGUUUGAUGACGAGCCAAAUGUUUCAAACUAUUUACAGUUGAUCCGCAAGAAAGAAACUGAAGCCUUGCAGAAUGAUCAAUGCUCAGUUACAAAUUUUAAGGGAAAGAGUUUAGAGCAAACGAACGACAGUUACAAAGUUGAUUCUGAAUCAAAAGAUGAUUCAAUUAAAUCAGAAGUGAGGGAGGGAACAACUGUCGAAUAUCAUGUUGACAACGAGAAAAGUUUGGAGAAAUCAAGCAAAGAUUCAACUAACAAUAAGGAUUUUAUUAGCAGCAGGGAGACAGAUACGAACAAAUAUUCUAAAUGGAUAGAUUUGAAGGACAGCCCAUCUGCGGAAUUCAAAAAGGUUCCUGAGGGUUACAGAUACGAUUAUAAAAUAAGCAUUAAAUCGAAAAAAUGUACAUUAGACAAAGUUCCUUAUACAAAAGCUUCAUUGGAAGCCCCAAAGAUGGAUAGUUCCUUUCCUAUGGCGAAGCCCGGUUGUCAGGAGGCAGAUAUCUGGCAGAAUUUCAACUUUGUAAACGGGUAUUGUCAAGACAAUUGGGGUCAGCAGGAAAUGAAAAAAGGCAAGUUGGAAAUCCAUGAAAAAUUACCGGAAUGUCUACUAUUCAAGCCUAUUACCUUUAAAAUCGACACUAACGAUUCGAAAAACACAAUUCAACCUGUUAUUCAGGCACCAGAUGAGCCCUUGUUAAUACUGCGCUCUGCUGAUGAAUAUCCACAGAGCUUGGAAUUAAAACAAGAAACAUAUUGUCCAAAUCUUAAGAGUGCCGACAUUUUUAACUCUCCAUCAGAGCACAAGGAAGUUUUGACGAAUAAAGUUUUAGUGGAACCCACAGCUGAACAAAACAGUAACAACGAUUUCGGUAAUAUGAAUAGAUCUGAUAAUCGACAAUAUGAAGGAGCAUUGAAUGAGAGACAUCAAGAAGGCAAUAUUGCUUUUCAUCCCCGAUUUUCUGUCGAAGACUUCAAACAUCAAGGACCUGCACGACACAUAAUAAUACAUAAGAAGUUCAGUAAAAUAGAGCGCACAGCUCCUCCUGUCAUUAGCGAAGACUCAAAGAAAAACUCUAAGGAUUCAAAUCACAACUCUUCUUCCACUGAAGUAAAAUCCACAUCAAGUGAAGACAGCAGCAAUGACUCGUCUGAACGAUAUAAUCAACGACCAGCUGGCGGGGAAGAGAGUAAUCAGGUAACAAAGGCUGGGUCGGAGAUGGUUCGAUCCAAUUUCGAUAGAAAUCAACGUAUUUGGCAAUUCAGUCCUAUGAAAAAACUCAGUCAGGGUAAAUUUACUUCAAAUACAGAAAUGGAAGUAGAAAACGCCAUUCUUGACGAUGUGAUACCCAAAACGAUUGACAGAAAACUAAAUGACAAAACAAAGUUCAUUAAUUACAAACCUCGAAGGGACCGCGAUGAUAGCGGCGACAAGGAAAAGAGAGGAAGGAACAAUGAAAAAAAAAAGGAGGAUAGACGUGGCGAGAACCGGAAUUCAGUCGAUGAGGAUCAGCGUACCUUAGCAUUAGAAUCAACUGAAAAUCGCGAAGAUGCUGCAUUCAUGGAUAAGCUAGAAACGGAUGUGGAGAAGGCCAUUCUAGAUGACCAAGUGCCUGCAGCCAUUGAAAGCAAAAUAAGUGACGAAGAAGCAAGUCAAAAUUUGGAUCUAAUACAUAACAAAAACAAUGAAAACACAAAUUUUACGGCAUUGGAUCAGGAUCAUACUCAACUAAAAUAUCUUAAGGCGGAACAGGAAGAAUCGCUUCUGUUGGAAAUAGAAUCAGAAGACGUAAAGAGCCGCAGUCAAGAUCCGAGUGGAAAGUCUCAGAGCCUUGAUGGAGACAGUGAGAGGGAAACUAAAGCAAUUCAAAUGGAAGACAACGCUCAACAAUUGUUAACAAGCAAGAUUCACGACGAAAAAGUACCUAAGCCUAGCUCAGAAUGGGAUUGGUUGUUGGAUAAUGAUAAAUUUGACAGCGCACUCGAAGAAUUCAAGAAGAACAAAGACGAUGCGGCUAAAAAACCAAAGCCUCUAGAUCUUUCUGACUUCAAACAAAAAUUGCAAACUUAUAGAUUAGAACGGUCCCAGGAACGAGAACGCAUGCAAGAGCCUAAAACCGAUCCCGAUCUAUUAUGGCCAAAACGAGAACAAGAUUCAAACGAGCCGACACAUAUAGAAGCACUUGUGAAGAGUGAGGAAACAACAAAGGAUGAAACCCCGGAACAGCUAGUGGAACACAGGGCUGAAUGGCCCAAGGACGAAGAGACAGUGAAAUUAACAUUUCACGAGCCAUCUCCUUGGAUGGAGGUUCAACCGAAUGUUGAAAAGGCCAUGGAUUUAGUUUCUCCAGACACGGAUGUUCCAGUGGCUGAGGACACACAGCUUAAAAAAGAAUGGCCAAAAGAAAACGUUUCAUACAACAUUGAAAUAGAACCGAGCGCGGAGGAGAAGAUUUCAUCCAUCGAAGAGUCAGAAGAAUCGACAGAUCCCAGGGAACGUAGAAAGCAAAAAUCUCAAGAGAUGUAUGAUAAAGCCAGGCAAGAAUUUUGGCUAGCGCAAGAUGAGCACGAAAACAAGACCAAACGUGAGGACUUGCAAGUCAGCGAAAUAACCAAACAGUUGACUAAAAUCAUGACAAAGGGCCAACCAGCCCCUCCGCAGCCAAAAGAGCGACCGGUCGAUUACCAGGGCGAUGAUCCAUAUAUCAAAGAAAGUAAAAGAGUGGCCAGACGCUCCUAUGGCAAUAUGCUGGAAGGGGAUAGUAAACAGCACAGCAGGGUUGUGGUUAAGCCAUUCCAUCCACCGCUCAAUCCGCGCGUCCGCAUACCGCGGCCCCCUUUUGAUGUACGAGAUCACGAAUACCACACCGUGAAUUUCCGUCCUCCACCUGAUCUACUGCGUAACGUUAUUCUGCCGAAGAAGCGAACAACGGUUACGUGCCAGGCAGGGCAGACGGGCACUAGAAGCGUGUCAAUGCUGCCGCGACCUGUGUUGAAGCUACCCCCAUUUAUGAUGCGCUCCUCCGUUCUGGCCAUAGAGCUGGGAUUUGUUGCCGCAAUUUUAUCGCGCUACAAAAGUGGCCGCAAGUAAGAAACGUAAUCAACUAAAAACACACAACAAUAUUAUCUAUUUUAUCCCGGUCAAAGUGUUCCUUUUGGCAAUAAAUUCGAUAUGAAAAUA
Molecule: messenger RNA, 5175 nt
Organism: Drosophila novamexicana
Lineage: Eukaryota; Metazoa; Arthropoda; Insecta; Diptera; Drosophilidae
Gene: Gpdh3
Exons: 6
Coding region: 112-5085 (1657 amino acids)
Biological process (GO): glycerol-3-phosphate catabolic process; carbohydrate metabolic process
Cellular component (GO): glycerol-3-phosphate dehydrogenase (FAD) complex; cytosol
Molecular function (GO): NAD binding; protein homodimerization activity; glycerol-3-phosphate dehydrogenase [NAD(P)+] activity
Source: RefSeq, a predicted model, not a curated record